GGGUGAGAGAGAUAGAGAGAGAGAGAGAGACGGACGGAAUGUCCAGUCGCCUCCUCUGUCUCUCCCCUCUCCGGCAGCCCGCACAACGCUCUCCGACUUGGCGGCUCCUUGCACAUGGUAACGUGUGGCCACAAUACCUCCAGAACUGUUGGGGAAAUGGCGUAGGCAAUGUUUUAGCAGCGGCAGCGUUUAUAAAAGAGAAAGCCCUCCUGUGUUGCGGCAGCCACUGUGGUGUCGGUGUGCCUUCUCUAACCCUGUCAUUUCUGCAGGGUACUGCGUGGGGCACAGUUUGAACUACCGCUCGGGCAGGGAGGCAGCUCCACCGGGGGGGGGGGUUAGGACACUGCGGUGCUCCCUACUUUCUUGCACGAAACCCAUCAUCGAGUUGGAAACACUGCAAGCCCUGGGUGCUGGAUGACAGGGGCUGUCCAGCCGCUCGCACGGUCCGCCCACAGAGGGGGAGUCUGAUUCUAAAGCGUGUUGGAGGUAGCACUUAAUCUGACAGUUCAGGAAGUGGUUUGAGAUGGGCAACACCGACACGGCACGGAAAAGACUGCCGAGGUGUCAGCAUUAAAUCCCACACCAAGCGGCGGCAAGAUCCAUCCAGAAUGGCAUCAAGUAACUCGAGUUUAUCUGGUUCAUCAGUUUCCUCAGAUGCUGAGGAGUAUCAGCCACCAAUAUGGAAAUCCUACUUGUAUCAGUUACAGCAGGAAGCUCCACGUCCAAAGAGAAUGACUUGCCCCCGAGAGGUUGAAAACAGGCCAAAGUACUAUGGAAGAGAGUUCCAUGGGAUGAUAUCUCGUGAGCAGGCUGAUGAACAGCUUGGUGGAGUUGAGGGUGCUUACCUCAUCAGAGAGAGUCAACGUCAGCCGGGUAGCAACACUUUGGCUCUGAGAUUUGGCUACCAGACAUUAAACUACAGAUUAUUCUAUGAUGGAAAGCACUUUGUAGGAGAGAAGCGAUUUGAGUCAAUCCAUGAUCUCGUGACAGAUGGCUUGAUAACCCUUUACAUAGAAACAAAAGCAUCUGAGUAUAUUUCAAAGAUGACUACCAAUCCCAUCUAUGAGCACAUCGGAUAUGCCACAUUGUUGAGAGAGCAAACCUCAAAGAGACUGAUCAAGACAAAGCGUGACAGUAGGAAGGUGUCUUUCAUGAAUGAUGAAAACAGUUCAGUUGAAAAGAUCACCUCACUUGUCAGAAGAGCUGCCUUGAAACAAAGUGAGAACAACUUCAAUUAUGAGAAAGCUCACAAUUUUAAGGUCCAUACAUUCCGAGGUCCUCACUGGUGUGAAUACUGUGCCAACUUUAUGUGGGGCCUGAUAGCGCAGGGAGUGAGGUGUUCAGAUUGCGGUUUGAAUGUACAUAAGCAGUGUUCAAAAUUUGUACCCAAUGACUGUCAGCCUGACCUCAAGAGAAUCAAGAAGGUGUACAGCUGUGACCUGACAACACUGGUAAAAGCACACAAUACACAGAGACCAAUGGUGGUGGACAUGUGCAUUCGGGAGAUUGAAGCACGAGGAUUGAAAUCCGAGGGGCUUUACAGAGUGUCUGGAUUUAGUGAGCACAUAGAAGAUGUUAAAAUGGCAUUUGACCGAGAUGGUGACAAAGCUGACAUCUCUGCCACCAUGUAUGCAGAUGUCAACAUUAUUGCUGGUGCCCUUAAGCUGUAUUUUAGGGAUUUGCCAAUUCCUGUCAUUACUUAUGAUUCAUAUCAAAAGUUCAUUGAAUCAGCCAAAAUUACUAACCCAGAUGACAGGCUGGAGGCUAUCCAUGAAUCUUUAAUGUUACUACCUCCUGCACAUUAUGAAACAUUGCGACAUUUGAUGACUCAUCUGAAAAAGGUCACUUUGCUCGAAAAGGAAAAUUUGAUGAAUGCGGAAAACCUUGGAAUUGUUUUUGGGCCAACGUUGAUGCGACCCCCUGAGCAAAAUACACUGGCAACUUUGAAUGACAUACGAUACCAGAGACUGAUUGUCCAGCUCUUGAUUGAAAAUGAAGAUGUUUUGUUCUGAGAAAGGAGAGCAGUAUGAAGUAAAACCAACACUGUAGUUACAAUUUGUGACUGAGUUGCAAAGGCACUAUUGCAGUCCUUGUAGGUUGGCUGUGUGGAUGAAGAAGUCUGUGAUGAUUCAGAUGGAUACCACAACAUUCCUUGUAGUCCUUUCUUUUAGGAAGUAUAUGUUUAAUUAAGAGAGCUGAGGUAGGUAAAAAAAAAUCCUAUUACCUUAUAUGCUUUUGAACAUCAUUAGGACAGAGUUAUAUUAGGAAAAACAAAGCAAAAGUUGUGUACAAUUCCCACAAGCUGCAGAGUUGUUUUUCAUUGUUCCUUUUUUAAAAAUAUAUAUAAGGCAUAUAUGCUCAAUCAAAAAAGCCAAUAAUCAAGAUUCCACUCCAAAGUUAGCCUGGUGCGAAAUGAGUGUAUUUUUAUUUGUAAUGAUAGUAUUUACCUGUUUUGUAUUUGAAUUAUAUCACAGAAUUUUGAAUUGCACUAAGUGUCUCUACAAAUUGGUAUAUCAACUAAUUUAUACCUUUACGUUUUUUCAAGGUUCAUUAACUUAAAUAGAGAUUUGUGCUACAUAUAACAAAUUAUUGAGCUAAUAUACUACAAUUGAUCAAUUUUAUAAUAAUUGUGGGAGAUCUAUGCCAUCCACGUGCAGCAGUAAAGGAUGGCAUUCGAAUCGUAAUAUUCUUAAUCUGUAAUUAUAAUUUUUUUCUCUUCUGCUCAGAACUCCCCUUCCGUUUACUGAGUGCUCAGUGAGAACUGGAUUAAUUGUCACAUUACUGAAUUUAGGACUGGUGCCUAUUGACUCAUGGAAGGCAUUUAAUUGUGUAUAUGUAUAAAGCUGUACUUAGUUAUCAGUUUGGUAAAGAUAGCAGAAAGUCACCAAAGUUAUGAGUGUAGAAGGAAGGAUCUUCUGUAGUUCUUCGAUUUUAUUGUGAACAUUUGUUAUGUUCAUUGUUAUGAUUCCUAAAUGGGCUGCAUUUGAAAACUGUCAAACAUAGUAUCUUCACGGUAAACUUCUUUGAUCCAUCACUUUAGAUAAAAACACAUGUGAAAUCAUUUCUGUAUUGGAAUAGCAACAUACGAGACUGCAACAGUGGUCCCUUCAUUGUUUGGAAAUGCAUGUAUACAAACUAGAUCAAAAAAAUCCUGAAGUAUUCUGUGGAUAUCAAUUUGAUAGUUUUCAAAUAUGAAUAUGGUUUAUGUAUAAAUCAAAUGCUGCAGUUGUUUAAAAGACCACUUUUUUGAUUCCUUUCUCAGAUGUAAAUUUUGAUUGUUUUGUUGAACUUGCCAUAGUCACUGGUACCUACAUAUGAAAUGUCUUCCUUUGAAAGCUUUGGCUAUUUUUUUUCUCCUCUAGUAAUGUGCAAACAAUGCCAGAUAUAUGUUGUAAAUUAAACAAUGUACUGUGAAGAUUUUAUUAAAUGUGCCAUUAAAUUCAAA
Molecule: messenger RNA, 3445 nt
Organism: Pristis pectinata (smalltooth sawfish)
Lineage: Eukaryota; Metazoa; Chordata; Chondrichthyes; Rhinopristiformes; Pristidae
Gene: chn2
Product: chimerin 2
Exons: 13
Coding region: 609-2012 (467 amino acids)
Biological process (GO): positive regulation of GTPase activity; regulation of small GTPase mediated signal transduction; signal transduction
Molecular function (GO): GTPase activator activity
Source: RefSeq, a predicted model, not a curated record